Messenger RNA from Megalops cyprinoides (Indo-Pacific tarpon), 4158 nucleotides. RefSeq names its product myosin IF (gene myo1f). The transcript has 28 exons. The record is from RefSeq and is a predicted model, not a curated record. NCBI's taxonomy places the organism in Eukaryota, Metazoa, Chordata, Actinopteri, Elopiformes, Megalopidae. Gene Ontology annotation, biological process: vesicle transport along actin filament; actin filament organization. Bases 21 to 3302 code for a protein of 1093 amino acids. Gene Ontology annotation, molecular function: ATP binding; microfilament motor activity; actin filament binding. Gene Ontology annotation, cellular component: plasma membrane; cytoplasm; microvillus.
AGUGCCACAACGCCAUCACAAUGGGGAGUAAGUACCAUUGGCAGAGUCAAAAUGUGAAGCAGAGUGGGGUGGAUGACAUGGUCCUGCUGUCCAAGAUCACAGAAGAUGCCAUUGUAGAGAACCUCAAGAAGAGAUAUAUGGAUGACUACAUUUUUACGUACAUUGGCUCUGUCCUGAUAUCUGUGAACCCAUUUAAACAGAUGCCCUAUUUCACUGACCGGGAGAUUGAGCUGUACCAGGGCGCUGCCCAGUAUGAAAACCCACCCCAUAUCUAUGCUCUAACAGACAACAUGUACAGGAACAUGAUGAUAGAUGGGGAAAACCAGUGUGUCAUUAUCAGUGGAGAGAGUGGAGCAGGAAAGACAGUAGCUGCCAAGUACAUCAUGGGAUACAUCUCCAAAGUGUCUGGGGGAGGAUCCAAAGUGCAGCAUGUAAAGGACAUCAUUCUGCAGUCAAACCCUCUGCUGGAGGCCUUUGGCAAUGCCAAGACUGUCCGCAAUAACAACUCCAGUCGCUUCGGCAAGUACUUUGAGAUCCAGUUCAGUCGAGGAGGAGAGCCAGAUGGAGGCAAGAUCUCCAACUUCCUCCUUGAGAAGUCUAGGGUGGUGAGCCAGAAUGAGAACGAGAGGAACUUCCACAUCUACUACCAGCUGUUGGAGGGAGCCUCAGCACAGCAGAAAGAGGGCCUGGGAAUCAUGACUCCAGACUACUAUUACUACCUGAACCAGUCUGGCACCUACAAAGUAGAUGGCACCAACGACUGCAAAGACUUCCAGGAAACCAUGGAAGCCAUGCAUGUGAUUGGGAUUACACAGAACUACCAGGACCAGGUGUUACAGAUUGUGGCGGGAAUUCUGCACCUGGGCAACAUCAGCUUCAUCGAGGCAGGGAACUACGGCCAGGUGGAGAGCAUGGACUUACUGGCUUUCCCAGCUUACCUGCUGGGAAUAGACCAGGAACGUCUGCAGGACAAACUGACCAGCCGAAAGAUGGACUCCAAGUGGGGGGGCAAGUCUGAGUCCAUCAACGUGACACUGAGUAAGGAGCAGGCCUGCUACACCCGCGACGCUCUUGCCAAGGCCCUGUACGCCCGCCUCUUUGACUACCUGGUGGAGGCUAUUAACAAAGCCAUGCAGAAGCCCUAUGAGGAAUACAGCAUUGGAGUUCUGGACAUCUAUGGCUUUGAAAUAUUCCAGAGGAACGGGUUCGAGCAGUUCUGUAUCAACUUCGUCAAUGAAAAGCUACAGCAGAUCUUCAUUGAGCUCACUCUGAAGGCUGAACAGGAAGAGUAUGUCCAAGAGGGCAUCAAGUGGACACCCAUAGAGUACUUUAACAACAAAAUAGUGUGUGACCUUAUCGAGAAUAAACUGAACCCACCGGGCAUCAUGAGCGUGCUGGACGAUGUGUGCGCCACCAUGCAUGCCAAGGGCGAGGGGGCGGACGGCACCCUGCUGCAGAAGCUGCAGGCAGCGGUGGGCACGCACGAGCACUUCAACAGCUGGAACUCUGGAUUCGUCAUCCACCACUAUGCUGGCAAGGUAUCCUACGAUGUCAACGGAUUCUGUGAGAGAAACCGUGACGUGCUUUUUACUGACCUCAUCGAGCUCAUGCAGAGCAGCGAACACGAUUUCAUCCGAAGCCUCUUCCCCGAAAACCUCAACACAGAGAAGAAGGGCCGACCGACCACUGCUAGCUCAAAGAUCAAGAAACAAGCCAACGACCUGGUGAACACGCUGAUGAAGUGCACCCCACACUACAUCCGCUGCAUCAAACCAAACGAGACCAAGAGGCCCAAGGACUGGGAGGAGAGCCGAGCGAAACACCAGGUGGAGUACCUGGGCCUGAGGGAGAACAUCCGCGUUCGGCGGGCUGGCUUUGCCUACCGUCGGGUCUUCAACAAGUUUCUGCAGAGGUAUGCCAUUCUGACGCCAGAGACGUGGCCGCAUUGGCGGGGGGAUGAGCGACAGGGUGUCCAGCACCUCUUGCGCUCCGUAAACAUGGACACCGACCAGUACCAGAUGGGCCGCACUAAAGUUUUUGUCAAAAACCCAGAAUCGCUCUUUUUACUGGAGGAGAUGAGGGAGAGGAAGUUCGACACUUUUGCCAGGACCAUCCAGAAGGCGUGGAGGAAAUACAUCGCCAGGAGGAAGUAUGAGCAGAUGAGGGAGGAGGCCUCUGAUAUCCUGUACAACCACAAGGAGCGUCGCAGGAACAGCAUCAACAGGAACUUUGUGGGAGAUUACCUGGGCAUGGAGGAGCGCCCUGAGCUGCGGCAGUUCCUGGCCAAGAGGGAGCGAGUCGACUUCGCCGAUUCAGUCAACAAGUUCGACCGCAGGUUCAAGUCAAUCAAGCGGGAUCUGAUCCUGACGCCCAAGGGGAUCUACCUGAUUGGCCGAGAGAAGGUGAAGAAAGGGCCGGAGAAAGGGCAGAUAAAGGAGGUGCUGAAACGAAAGAUGGAGCUCGCGAGUAUCCGUGGUGUUUCACUCAGCACGAGGCAGGAUGACUUCUUCAUCCUACACGAGUCUCAGUAUGAUAGUCUGCUGGAGUCCACCUUCAAAACAGAGUUCCUCAGCCUGCUGUGCAAGCGCUUUGAGGAGGUCACCAAGAGCAAGCUGUCCCUCUCCUUUGACGACCGGCUGGAGUUCAAGGUGAAGAAGGAGGGCUGGGGUGGGGGUGGCUCCCGGUGUGUGGUGUUCCAGCGAGGACAAGGGGACCAAGCACAGUCAAAACCAGGGGGAAAGACCCUUACCAUCACUGUGGGGGAUGGACUGCCAAAGACAUCCAAGCCCACCCGGAAGGGGAUUCCUCAGAGUCGGGGAGGGAGGCAGCCACAGCACAGAGGGCACCAGAAUGGUGCUGCCCAGUUUUCACGGGGGAACGCUCAUCCACCGCAGGAGAGAGAGCAGACCUACUCCACACCACAGAAACAAAACCGCUUCCCGAAUGCUGCGCCCCCCAAGUUAGGCUCUACAAAGACACGACGGGGUCCAUCACAGCCCCAGACUGGAAACCUGGAUUUUCUGAAUGUGCCUGACCAGGGAGUGUCAGGGAUGCAGAGAAAGAAAAGCAUCAGUCAGAACCGCCCACCCCCUGCACCAUCCAGCCGACCAAAACCCCAGCCACGGCCCCAGGGUCCACGCUGCAGGGCACUUUACCAGUAUGUGGGACAGGAUGUUGAUGAGAUCAGCUUUGAAAUCAAUGAUAUCAUCGACCUCCUCAGUGAAGAUCCAUCAGGAUGGUGGAGAGGAAGGUUCCAGGGCAGGGAGGGCCUCUUCCCAGGAAACUAUGUGGAGAAGAUCUGAGGACCGUCUCCUAGCACUGGCUCAAUACUGUUACUAUGGAGGCCAAGGGGCAAUCUCACUGACCUCAACGGUGCACUGAAAUACGCAAUAUUCUACUUGUAUUUAACAUACGUUUACAUAAUUUUUUAUAAUGAAAACAUUUUGGGAAGGUAAACAAUGCUGGUGUCUGAGGAACAAUGAAAGAAAGAAAAAUUGAGCAUGGAAUCUGGUGAUUUUUUGCACUUUUGCUUUGCAAUGCAUUGUUGCUAUUUUUAAAGACUUGAUACCACAUAAAGCUGGAAAGCUACAUAAAAGUUUUUGUCAAUGUUCAUUUCCCUACGGAAGGAAGGAUUGAGUAACUGCCUCAGUGUUUUCUGGCACAAAAUCUGCAAGAGGACAGCCAGGUGCGGGUGGACAUUAAAGCAUAGGUAGUCUAAUUCCACAUGUACUACAGAAAAGUUACCACUGUGAGGCACUGUUGUACUUUGUUCCAUGUCUUCAAGUAGGCUGACGGUCUGCAUCCUAUACGUAUUAGGAGGGACCACUGGCUGCUGAUACGUUUCCUUUGCAGCUGUGCAUAUGCAUUGAAAUUAUUAUUAAAUGGCUGCUUUUCUGAAAUGUUCUUGCAAGAUUAGCCUCAGCAAUACUAGUCUCUGGAUAAAUGAUAAUGUGCUGGCAAUAGAGAAAUGGUGAGUACAGUGUGAGUGGGAUCCUAAUGCGUAUGCUUUUUUAUAGAGCAAGACUUGUGUAUUUGUUUUCAUAGACUUGUUUUCUAAUUUUGUACAGUAACUACAAGGAACCCUUGAAUAUUAACAUGCUACUGUACACAAACUGUAUACUCUGAGUCUCUAAACAUAAAAUGAGUCACAUUGAACGA